Camelina sativa (false flax) is the source of this 936-nucleotide messenger RNA. NCBI's taxonomy places the organism in Eukaryota, Viridiplantae, Streptophyta, Magnoliopsida, Brassicales, Brassicaceae. The record is from RefSeq and is a predicted model, not a curated record.
AUGAAAAUCUUGGUAGAUAAGUCCGUGGAGAUCACAUCUAACAAAAGGAAACGAGUUGUUGCCGCACCACCAAGUAAUCAGAGUCCAAGUGAAAGCAGCCUACAGAUCAUUAGUCGAAGAACAUUUGAAGCUGCGGUUUACAAACUAUCGAAGAGUUUUGAAGUUGUUGCUUCUCCAACAUGUGUCAUUGCUUCACCGCAAACAUGUUCUGAUCAAUUUGGUAGCAGCGUAGUGGUUAUAAGUCGUGAAGCAUUUGAAGCCUCUGUCUCCGCACGUCCAAAAACAAACAAAUCUCCAGAUGGUUCUCAAUGGAUUCAUUGUCACUCUCUUGGCGAAGGUGCUCAUGGCUUUGUUUAUUUAGCCAAGCGAAACACCGAUGUUGACAAUGAUGGUUUGCCAUUAAAGAUGGCAAUCAAAUGCUCAUCCAUUACAUUUUCAUCAACCCUUAUUGAAGAGGAACAAAUCCUCACAAGCCUUUCUUCUCCAUAUGUUAUUUCAUGCUAUGGUAGCAGAAUAACAAUGACAAAAAGUCGACCACACGGCAGCGACUACAAUUUGAUUCUUGAAUACUGUUCUGGGGGAAGUAUUGCAGACUUUCUCAAAUUUCGAGGAAAGGGGAUGGUGGAGAGCGAUGUUCAGCUUUUUUCUACAGAUAUCCUCAAAGGUAUCAGCUAUAUACACUCAAUGACGAUUAUUCACUGUGAUAUUAAGCCAGGUAAUAUUUUACUUAAACCUCAAGUAACUCGUUCUAUGCCUAAUGGUUUUGAACCAAAGAUUGCCGAUUUUGGGUUAGCAUUAAGAAAAACUUCAGUUGAGUAUGGAGAUGGUAGUGGUCAUAAAAGAGGAACAUUAUUGUACAUGUCUCCUGAAGUUUUAAGAGAAGGUGUUUUGGAUUAUGCUGCUGAUAUAUGGUCGUUUGGAUGCACUGUGUUAUAG